AUGGGUCCUAAUAAGACAUAUCCUGUUAUUGUUAAUGCUGAACUAAAUGACAUGCAAACUAAGCAAUUGCUUGUGAUUUUGAGAAAAUACAGGAAUGUCAUUGGGUACACUAUUGAUGAUAUUAAGGGUAUUAACCUAUCAUUCUGCAUGCAUAAGAUCAACCUUGAGGACGACCAUACCUCUUCUAUAGAAUCUCAAAGAAGGCUUAAUCCAAAUAUGAUGGAAGUAAUCAAAAAAGAGGUUCUUAAAUUGCUUGAUGCAUGGAUAAUCUACCCUAUCUCAGAUAGUAAGUGGGUUAGUCCUGUACAAGUGGUUCUAGAGAAAGGAGGUCUUAUUGAGAAUUCUAUAAAAGCUUUUAUGGAUGACUUCUCAAUCUAUGGAACAUCUUUUGAUGUUUGCCUUAAUAAUUUGGAAGGGGUGCUCUAUAGAUGUAAAGAAGUCAACCUAAUUCUCAACUGGAAAAAAUGCCAUUUUAUGGUACAUCAGGGUGUCAUUCUAGGUCAUAUUGUUGCUCAUAGGGGCAUCGAAGUUGAUAGAGCUAAGAUAGAGGUCAUUGAGCGUUUACCACCGCCUAAUUUUGUAAAAGGAGUAAGGAGUUUCCUUAGUCAUGCAGGGUUUUAUCGCCGUUUUAUCAAGAACUUUUCAAAAAUUGCUCGACCUCUAACUAAGCUCUUAGGCAAGGAUGUUCUCUUUGUUUUUACUGAUAUUUGUAUUGAGGCUUUUGAUAGGUUAAAGCAAGCUCUUAUAUAUGCCCUAGUCAUGCAAUCGCCGAACUGGAAUCUUCCAUUUGAAAUCAUGUGCGAUGCUAGUGACUAUGCAGUUGAGGCAAUGUUGGGCCAAAGGAAGGAUAGCAAGCUCCAUGCCAUCCAUUACACGAGCAAGACUCUUGAUUCGACCCAGAUAAACUAUGCCACAACCGAGAAGGAAUUGUUGGCAGUGGUGUAUGCAAUGGAUAAGUUUUGGUCUUAUCUGGUUGGAUUGAAGGUGAUAAUCCACACAGAUCACGCGGCAUUAAGGACAAGAAAGGAGUCGAAAAUGUUUGUUGUUGAUCAUCUCUGCCGACUUAUCCUUGAUGGUGAAGGUGAUGAGGAUCCCUCGAUCAAUGAUUCAUUUCAUGAUGAGCAACUUCUAGCUCUAGCUAUUAAGGAGAUCCCAUGGUGUAUUCCAGAAAGUGAAGUGCCAUUCAUUAUUUCACAUUGUCAUGAUUUGCCAUAUGGAGGACAUGCUGGCACUAAUAAGACUGCAGCAAAGACUCUUCAGUAUGGUUUUCAUUGGCCAAGUCUUUUCAAGGAUGUUCAUCAACAUGUUAAGUCUUGUGAUCAAUGUCAACGAACUAGUAACAUCUCUAAGAGGAAUGAAAUGCCUCUUAAUAACAUCCUCGAGGCAGAAUUGUUCGAUGUGUGGGGAAUAGAUUUCAUGGGACCGUUCCCUUCUUCUUAUAGGAACAGGUAUAUCUUGGUCGAUGUGGAUUAUGUCUCAAAGUGGGUUGAAGCCAUAACUACUCUAACCAAUGAUGCUCAAGUGGUAAACAAGUUCUUUAAAAAGAAUAUUUUUCCUCGAUUUGGUGUACCACGAGUGUUGAUUAGUGAUGGAGGCAAGCAUUUCUUGGAGAAUCAAUUUGAGGUGAUGUUUAAGAAGUAUGGAGUAGAUCAUCAAGUGGGGCUUUCAUAUCACCCACAAAGUAGUGGUCAAGUAGAUAUUUCUAAUUGA
This is a messenger RNA of Ricinus communis (castor bean), 1710 nucleotides long. RefSeq lists its product as uncharacterized. The transcript is spliced from 4 exons. The record is from RefSeq and is a predicted model, not a curated record. Gene Ontology annotation, molecular function: nucleic acid binding. The coding region runs from base 1 to 1710 and encodes 569 amino acids. Gene Ontology annotation, biological process: DNA integration. NCBI's taxonomy places the organism in Eukaryota, Viridiplantae, Streptophyta, Magnoliopsida, Malpighiales, Euphorbiaceae.